ACAGUUUACCAUGGCAGUGAUAACGCUACCAUUUGUAGAACCUCUCGUUGUUGAACCUCCAGCUGUAAUUUCUAUCGAGGGAAAAGUGCGCAGUAAACCCCACCGUCUCAAUUUGAAUCUAACUUCCAACGAGAAAAGCAAUGCGACCAGACCUCUUCACAUCAGCAUUCGUUUCGACAAACAAGUGAUCGUCUUUAACUCGAUUAGAGACGGGAAAUGGGACGUCGAGGAAACAUUGAAAACAUUUCCAUUCAGGAGAGAUUCUGAGUUUGAGCUGAGUGUGCUUGUCACUAAGAACAUAUACGAACUUAGCGUCGACGGGAAGUUUGUUUACGCUUACAAGCAACGACAACCUCACAACUUCUCGUCUGUGAAGUUUAUAAAUUUGCAAGACACCACGAAUGAUGACAGUGCACCAGGAUUUAUUGUUAAGUCGGUCAAGUUCGAGGCAUACAGAGAAAAGCAGAAGCAGUGGUCUUAUCCUUUGCAACGGUCUAUUUCAGACACGUCUGAACAUGAUCUGUCAUUACCAACAUUGUCUUCAGCUGGAGCAGGCGCCUACACAUCAAGUGGUUCAGUCUUUCAUACUUCACCUUCGACUUAAGUUAAGGUCGCAGGAAAAAUUUCUUUCUAAUGGUGGAAAGUAGUUGUGAUUACUUUUGGCAUACAAAGUGAGGAAGUGCUUGCUUUUCGUAGUGUUGCAUGAUUAUUGAUUGUCUCAUUUUUUGUGUACGUAACUCAGAGGCUAUGUGCACCUGAGAUUUUUAGCAGUUGCAUUAAUUAAGUUUUACUACAUUAGGCAAUAUUUUUUGCUAAGUGGGACAUUUGAUUGUUAAAUAGGAUGUUUGUUUCUCUUGUGGGAGAGCGCAUAGCAAUGCAAGUGAAUGUUUUGUUAUGACAACUAAAAUGCUACAGCAGUUGGGUGCAUAACUGUC
Molecule: messenger RNA, 935 nt
Organism: Corticium candelabrum
Lineage: Eukaryota; Metazoa; Porifera; Homoscleromorpha; Homosclerophorida; Plakinidae
Product: galectin-4-like
Exons: 3
Coding region: 11-604 (197 amino acids)
Molecular function (GO): carbohydrate binding
Source: RefSeq, a predicted model, not a curated record